AUGGAUGGGAAUGUCGAAACAAUGAAACCUUACUUUCCUGCUGUACUGCAAGGAUGCGAGUCAGUAUGUGACAAAUUUUUUAAAUGUUUAAAUAAAAAUUUGCAACCUUAUGGGAAUGAGAAUUCCGCUAGGAAUGGGAUAAAUCAGUGCCAUCCUUUAAAAAUAAAUUAUGAAAAAUGUACGGAAGAAAAACUAAAAAAUAUGAAGAAAAACUCCCUCAUGUUUUUAACAUCCUACAAGGACGGCUGUGAAAAACGGAAAUGA
Messenger RNA from Plasmodium malariae, 264 nucleotides. Its product is annotated as conserved Plasmodium protein, unknown function. The record is from RefSeq and is a predicted model, not a curated record. The coding region runs from base 1 to 264 and encodes 87 amino acids. The transcript has 3 exons. Lineage: Eukaryota; Apicomplexa; Aconoidasida; Haemosporida; Plasmodiidae.